Molecule: messenger RNA, 1160 nt
Organism: Lottia gigantea (owl limpet)
Lineage: Eukaryota; Metazoa; Mollusca; Gastropoda; Lottiidae
Exons: 7
Coding region: 10-708 (232 amino acids)
Biological process (GO): fatty acid elongation; sphingolipid biosynthetic process; very long-chain fatty acid biosynthetic process
Cellular component (GO): endoplasmic reticulum membrane
Molecular function (GO): 3-hydroxyacyl-CoA dehydratase activity
Source: RefSeq, a predicted model, not a curated record
GCUAACAAGAUGGCGCCGAACACGCAGAGCAAAGGCCAAAGUGUGAUUAUUCGCCUGUAUUUAAUUUUAUAUAAUGUCGCUCAGCUAGCUGGAUGGUCGUUCCUCAUGUACAAGAUGGUGGAGGUGUACCUUAAACAAAAGUCGUUUAAUCUGAUCUAUAAGGAAGUUGAUUAUAUCGUGCAGAUUUUCCAAACUGCAGCCAUUUUAGAGGUUCUACAUUGUGCAGUGGGCUUUGUGAAAUCUAGUGUGGUUUUAACAGCAUUUCAGAUAGCUUCUAGAGUCUUUUUGGUUUGGGGAAUCGUCUAUAGUGUGAAAGAGGUUCAGACCAGUCCAGCAGUUCCCAUGUUUUUAUUUGCAUGGACUGUAACAGAGAUCAUUAGAUACUCAUUUUAUUUUUUCUCACUGGUGGGAAGUGUACCCUAUAUACUCAUCUGGUGCAGAUAUACCUUUUUCAUCAUUCUCUAUCCAGUUGGCGUGCUAGGUGAAUUGUUGUCAAUUUGGGGUGCCAUGCCUUUUGUGAAGAAAACAAACCUAUAUAAUUUAGAUUUACCAAACCAGUAUAACGUAGCCUUCAAUUUCUACUUCUUCUUAUGGUUCGUUAUUGUCAUGUACAUACCAGUUUUUCCUCAGCUGUACAUGCAUAUGUUACGUCAAAGAAGAAAAAUGGUGGGUGGAGAAAAUACUAAACUCAGGCAGAAAGCCGACUAAAAUUUCCUUGAACAAAUUCCUGGCAGUAGCUAUUUGCCAAGUUACUGGCAGGAGCUAUUUGGAUAAAUUCCUUGCAGGGAAAAUUUGAACAAAUUAUUGGCAGGGUCUAAUUGAACAAGUGACUGGCAGCAGCUAUUUGACAAGUUACUGGCAGCGUCUAUUUGCCAAAUUUUCAGGCUGUUUAUUUCUAAAAUCGUGGUUUCAAAUUUUACAAAGCAUUUAGUAGCAUAUACUCAAUGAAAAAAUGAUGUGAUUGGAUGAAUGAUUUCUUUGAAUUUGAGCAUAAUCUGAUAAACAGUAGACAUAGCUAAUGAAUAAAUUUUAGAAAAUUUAGCUCUAGAAAUUUGAGAAUUUAAGCCAAUGAAAAAAGGCUAAAUUCAAAAUCUAGGUUAGUGAAUAUAUCAAUAAUUAUUUUAUACUACUAACUUUUUAAUAAAUUUGUAUUAAUCCUU